Messenger RNA from Brugia pahangi, 3411 nucleotides. Lineage: Eukaryota; Metazoa; Nematoda; Chromadorea; Rhabditida; Onchocercidae. The record is from the annotation of a GenBank genome assembly.
AUGGAUCCAAACAAACCACAGUACUUCAUUCAUCCAUAUGAUCCUGCUAAUCUUAGUGGUGCAAAGGCUUCAGAUAGUGGUAGGAAGAGCAAAAAUUGUAGGAAAAGUGAAGAUUGCGGCGAGAAGCUGCAGGUUAUUUCUGGCUCACCACUAGCAGUUGUAGCUGCAGUACAAAAAGCACAACAGCAACAUGUUGCAGCAACACUUACAAGUUCUGGUGCACCAGUUACAGUGAAUAUUGAUAUACAAGCACUAACUGAUAUGGCACAUCGAGAAUAUCAAGCCGGUGAUUAUGCAAAUGCUGAGCAACAUUGCGUGACAAUUUGGCGUGCUGAUCCAAAUAACGUCAGUGUGCUACUUCUUCUCUCUUCGAUACACUUUCAAUUAAAAGACCUGGAUAAGUCGAUGCAAUUUUCAACAAUGGCAAUUAAAGCAAAUCCGAAAUGUGCUGAGGCAUACAGUAAUUUGGGCAAUGUGUAUAAGGAGCGAAAUCAAUUAGCAGAAGCACUGGAAAACUAUAAGAUAGCGGUGUCACUGAAACCAGAUUUUAUUGAUGGAUAUAUCAAUCUAGCAGCUGCGCUAGUUGCCACUGGUGAUUUGGAUCAAGCUGUGAAUGCAUAUGUUUCUGCUCUUCAGUAUAAUCCCGAUCUGUAUUGUGUACGAAGUGAUCUGGGUAACCUGCUGAAAGCAAUGGGUCGUCUCGAAGAUGCUAAGGUUCCACUCUAUAUCGAUGUGCAGGCUCGCUUCGUCCAAGGAAUUGUGAACUCUACUGAGCUUCUGGGUUGUUAUCUGAAAGCAAUCGAAACACAACCACAGUUCGCGGUUGCCUGGUCUAAUUUGGGUUGCGUUUUUAAUGCCCAGGGAGAAAUUUGGCUUGCGAUACAUCAUUUUGAGAAAGCUGUUCAACUGGACCCAAAUUUUCUGGAUGCUUAUAUAAAUUUGGGUAAUGUACUGAAAGAAGCACGCAUUUUUGAUCGAGCGGUUGCUGCUUAUUUGCGUGCAUUAAAUUUGGCCGGGAAUCAUGCUGUUGUUCAUGGAAACCUGGCAUGUGUUUAUUAUGAGCAAGGGCUUAUCGAUUUGGCUAUUGAUAUGUAUCGAAAAGCUAUCGAUUUGCAACCGAAUUUUCCCGAUGCAUAUUGCAAUUUGGCCAAUGCUUUAAAAGAAAAAGGUUUGGUAUCCGAAGCAGAAGCUGCAUAUAACAAAGCAUUGCAGCUCUGUCCAACGCAUGCUGAUUCACAGAACAACCUAGCAAAUAUCAAAAGAGAACAAGGAAAAAUUGAGGAUGCUACAAGGCUUUAUUUGAAAGCGUUAGAGAUUUAUCCUGAAUUUGCCGCUGCACAUAGUAAUCUUGCAUCGAUACUGCAACAACAAGGCAAACUUCAAGAUGCAAUCAAUCAUUAUAAGGAAGCAAUUCGUAUAGCACCCACAUUUGCUGAUGCAUAUUCAAAUAUGGGAAAUACAUUAAAAGAAAUGGGUGAUGUUGGCGGAGCAUUACAAUGUUAUACUCGUGCUAUACAGAUCAAUCCUGGAUUCGCUGAUGCGCAUAGUAAUUUGGCUAGCAUACAUAAGGAUUCUGGUAAUAUUCCUGAAGCAAUUCAAAGUUACUCAACAGCACUCAAGUUAAAACCUGAUUUUCCUGAUGCAUUCUGUAACUUGGCUCAUUGUUUGCAGAUUAUUUGCGACUGGAAUGAUUAUGAUAAUCGUAUGAAGAAACUUAUAGCAAUUGUUGAUGACCAAUUGCAAAAAAAACGUUUGCCAUCAGUACAUCCACAUCAUUCAAUGCUCUAUCCAUUAACACAUGCUGUUCGAAUGGCUAUUGCAGCAAAACAUGCACAAUUAUGCAUUGAAAAAGUCCAAAUAUGUCACAAAGCACCAUAUAUAUAUCCUGAUCGAAACAGCGUUCGCAAAGGACAACGUUUACGAAUCGGUUAUGUAUCGUCUGAUUUUGGCAAUCAUCCUACCAGUCAUUUGAUGCAGUCCAUUCCGGGAAUGCAUAAUCGUGAAAAUGUUGAGGUGUUUUGCUAUGCACUUUCUCCAAAUGAUGGUACCAAUUUCCGACAAAAAUUGAUGAAUGAGUCAGAACAUUUCGUUGAUUUAUCACAGAUUACAUGUAAUGGAAAAGCAGCUGAUCGCAUACAUGAUGAUGGAAUCCAUAUUUUGAUCAAUAUGAAUGGAUAUACGAAAGGUGCACGCAAUGAAAUAUUCGCAUUACGCCCAGCACCCAUUCAGGUGAUGUGGCUUGGUUAUCCGAGUACUUCGGGUGCUCCAUUUAUGGAUUAUAUAAUUACUGAUUCGGUAACAUCUCCUUUGGAACUUGCUCAUGCAUAUAGUGAAAAACUUGCAUAUAUGCCUCAUACAUUCUUUAUUGGUGAUCAUGCCCAAAUGCUAAAACAUCUUACUGAGCGAGUAAUUGUUAAAGAGAAAAAUGACCCAACCCCAAUUGACAAGGAAACUGUCACAGUUGUGAAUUCGGUGAAUUUGGAGCCGCUAUUGUCAAAAGCAGAAGUCAAGCCAUUUGUUCGAGAAGCUGAAGUGGCACAUGGUCCAGAACGUGAUAUGAUCAAGACUGAAGUGGUGCUUCCAGUAAUUGAAGUACCAACAACUGAACCACUUAAACAGAUGAUUGGUUCUGGUAUGAUUGCUGGUAAUGUUGAAGGUGUACCGGUACAGAAUGGUCUUACUACUUUGAAUCAAACACAUGUAAAAGCAGCAACAGGUGAAGAAGUACCACAUACCAUCCUGGUUACAUCACGACAACAAUACGGACUACCUGAUGAUGCUAUUGUCUUCUGCAAUUUCAAUCAGCUGUAUAAAAUCGAUCCUCCAACCCUAUCGAUGUGGUGUGACAUCCUGAAAUUGGUACCAAAUAGUAUUUUAUGGUUGCUUCGAUUCCCUUAUCACGGAGAACCAAAUGUUAUGCGGUUUUGCGCGGAACGGAAUAUAGAUACGCGUCGCAUUGUAUUUUCUAAUGUAGCUGCAAAGGAAGAACACGUACGACGUGGUCAACUUGCGGAUGUUUGCUUAGAUACGCCACUUUGUAAUGGACACACCACUGGAAUGGAUAUCUUAUGGACGGGGACACCAAUGAUCACAAUGCCAUUGGAAACAUUAGCAUCACGUGUUGCAUCAAGUCAAUUGUACGCUCUUGGUGUACCGGAAUUAGUAGCAAAAGAUCGUGAAGAUUAUAUCAAGAUUGCAAAAAGACUGGGCACCGAUCGAGAAUAUCUUAGUCAAAUUCGUGCAAAAGUUUGGAAAGCUCGAACAACAUCAACAUUGUUUAAUGUUCGUCAAUAUUGUUCGGAUAUGGAGCGUUUGUUGCAUAAGAUGUGGAAGCGUUAUGCAGAUGGUUUAUCACCGGAUCACAUAUUGUCGGAUCGUGAGGGACGAGAUUCAAAUGAUAGAACGAACUGA